This is a messenger RNA of Theileria orientalis strain Shintoku, 3033 nucleotides long. RefSeq lists its product as uncharacterized. The transcript is spliced from 9 exons. NCBI's taxonomy places the organism in Eukaryota, Apicomplexa, Aconoidasida, Piroplasmida, Theileriidae. Bases 1 to 3033 code for a protein of 1010 amino acids. The record is from RefSeq and is a predicted model, not a curated record.
AUGGAUUCCACGGAAAACGAGGGCCGGUCCCAUGUAGAUGAGCCUUACAACCCAAAUGAAGAUAACGAAAUCACAUACCUCGUUAACGCAUCCAUAUACAAACAAUGGAGAUCCGAAUAUGUAGAUGAGAUUGAACUCUCGGUGUGGAACAUUGACAUGGUCAAGUUCGCAAUCUCAACGACGUUCAACAACUACGGGUCAAUUAAAACAGCAAUACAAAGAGGAGUGCCGGACAUCAUUAAGCAUUACAUAUGGAUAAAGGCAAAUGACGCAGAUAAAUUCUACAUCGAUAACCCAUCGUUUUACACGGACUCUUACACAUCCACCUUUGGAGAUAACGUGCCUACCGAAAUGGGAGACUACUGUCCAACCUUUAGCGGAGGAAUUUUUGGAUUUCAGGCGGACCUCAUUGAUUCACCCCUAGGAAUAGACCAGCUGCACCGCCAGUUUGAUAGGUCCCUGGAGUCACAGGUGUUCAACGAAUCUGACAACGAAUACAACUACUGGGUAAACCCGUACAAGGAGGCCUCGCCGAGCGCGAGGGAUAGCUCCUCAGUGAGCUUGAGCACAAAGAAAUCGUCGAGAGGGAUUCUGCACUUCUACUAUGGGUUAAUAAGAAGGUUCAGGCAGAAGCCCUCGUAUAGGAAAAGUGACUCGUCGAGCAGCUCAGACAUUAGCAAGGAUGAUUCUAAAGUCACCGUGAAUUCACAGUCGCGCAGGGAAAGUUCGUUUCUAGAUGUAUGUAAGCCUGACGAAAUGGAGAGCGCAAGUAGCAUAUACAGCAUCCAGGUCUCAGACUUCUCAAAAGGAAGUAAAACAGGAAUGGGAAACAAGGAUAGGCUUAUUGACUACAUACACUUGCUGAAUCACGAAAAUGCGAACAAGAGGAAGCUGAUGAAGUCAGCGCUGGCGAGAAUACGGAAGGGCUCGGAGGAGAAAAAGUCAUUCGUGAGGAACGUUGAAAAGACGAGGCAGAUGUCGGACACGUUUAUAUAUAACACGAAGUAUUCGUACUUCCCGCCGCCGCCAUCGCACCACUCGAAGCUGAUGCAGUCGAGCGUAGACGUAAACGCCUCCCGGAAUCCAGAUCACCCAUUCUACAAAAGAGUGUCGAUGAAGAAGAGUAAAUCGAAGGUGAUAGUGUGCUUCCCGUUCGUGUGCGGCUCAAAAAGGAAAAAUAAGUUGAAAUCGAAUGUGGAAAAGCAUAAAAGCGAACCGGUAGCAGAAGAAGGAAGGUACGAAGAAAGGAACAGCGAUGAUGGAGCAUAUUAUAGAGACGCAAACAGGGAGAGUUACAACAUGGAUAGUUACAGAGAGAGCGACUACAACAUGUACACGCCAGACACGUUCAGCGACUACGCGUCAGAGGAGGGCUACAGAAGGCACUCGGACUCAGCACAGCAGGGGUACACAUACAUGCCCUCAAUGCUUAAUCACCUGCCGGUGAUAAACACGAUCCCAGAGCACUCGGCGUCGAACAGCGUGGUGAUAUCGUACAGCAGAAGCUGCAGCAACGCAAGUAACGCCGAGGACGACAUGCCACCUUUCGAAACUCACAGCAACGUGGAGUCCGAAAGGAGAGAACAUGAGGCCACAGCGGCCUCAGAAAAAAUGGAAAUAGUGAGCGCACCGCCAAACGGGAGCGAAGCCCCGAGCCCAGUGAAAACGAUGGAGUUGGAUGUAGAGACCAUAGUCGACAGAAGCAACCUGUCGAAAAUAUACACGAAGGACAUGGAACUGAUAACAAAUCUCUCGAAAGGGUUCACGAAGCAGAUGACAAGCACGUCAAUAGACAGGUCGGUGUACAAGCUCACAGAUGUGACUGACUUUACCGUGCUUCUGACAGACCAAGGGGUUCUCGAGGUCAAGAGGAUCCUCUGGGUGUUAAAUUCGUAUUUUUCGACCAAGAUUGAGUUUCUACCAGUGAUACCGUCACUUUGUUGUUUGUUGCUAAUAUAUCUAUCGCCGAAUGCAGUGCUGUGUCUAUUGUACCGCUUCAUGAACAAGUGCGUAAGCAGUAGUAACCUGAACAUUGGAAUGCGCUUCUUCUUCGUGGACAGAAGAGGCUUCGUGACAUUCGUGACGUUCGUGAUCUCAGUGCUCGUCUCGCACCUGAAGAAGACGGUGGAGCACCUGAAGAACCUGAGGGUGGACGUGGCGGCCUGGGUGGCAAGGUCAAUACAGACGGGCUUCUCUCAAAUACUGCCCUUCGACUACAUAGUGAGGAUUUACGGGAACCUGCUCUUCGAGGGGGAGAUUGUGCUGUGCAGGUACUGCGUGGCGCUCAUCAAGUGCACGCGCGCGAAGCUGCUGGCGGCGACCAGCAAGGAGGCUGCCGAGGAGCUCCUCUACCACAUAGGGCUCGACGACAGCAUCCAGAUCGACAAGCUCACGAAGAUCGCCUACAGCCUCAGGAUAAAGAAGGUCGACAAGAAGAUCCACGAGGUGGACACGCCGACGCCGUACCUGAUGAACGUGAAGAUCAGGCACUUUUACAGGCCCCGCCUGUCGUCGAGCUCCUCAAUACUGAGUGAGACUCACUGGGAAGUGAUAUGGGCCAAGCUCAAUGCAAUAUAUCGCAUUCUGGAUCCACAAAACAUUUACGCAUCCUACACACAUGGAGCUACGAUGACCGGGCUUAUAAAACGAGUCACAGAGUGUAUUAAGGUGUCAUCGCCGGCACUGUUAUUCAUAAAAACUAAAAAAUUGGAAGUAUUUGGUGUAUUCAUUCCAAAUCUGUUACACUCUCCAAUUAAAGGCUUUUUCACUCCACAGGAAAUUGUACACCAGAUGAACUCGUUCAUUUUCACGUUCUCGCCCUUUAAGAGGCUCUAUGAGUUCACUGCCAAAAACGCUACUGGCGUUAAGUUUUCAACGGACAGCAUAAUAGUUGGUGCGAACGGGCCUGCAAUCAUCGUAGACAAGACUCUUUCCACGGGGUACACUACGAAGUGUGAGUCCUACGACUCGCCGCAGCUCGCGUCGUCCACCUACUUCGACGUAUACAUGAUAGAACUGUGGACUCUGUCCUGA